Molecule: messenger RNA, 3806 nt
Organism: Fopius arisanus
Lineage: Eukaryota; Metazoa; Arthropoda; Insecta; Hymenoptera; Braconidae
Gene: Tmtc2
Product: Transmembrane O-mannosyltransferase targeting cadherins 2
Exons: 11
Coding region: 538-3081 (847 amino acids)
Biological process (GO): protein O-linked glycosylation via mannose
Cellular component (GO): endoplasmic reticulum membrane
Molecular function (GO): mannosyltransferase activity; protein binding
Source: RefSeq, a predicted model, not a curated record
UCUCGGGGCGCACGACCAGUUCACCAGUGACUCUUGUGCUUUCAGAGGCAAUUUUUUUUUUCCACCCUCAACGUGUGGAAUGGAGUGACGAAUGAUGGAGCAGUUGUGGGAAUAUUGAGCGAUGCCUCAUGGAAGGGACAAAGAGGACGAAAUAUCCAUCAGCAAAAAUUUCCAAAUGACCACGGAAUUGAGUUAAACAACUGAGGAAUUGAAAUGUGAAUUGAAAGGAUUUAGUGGAGAUUUUUUUUUUAAUUUUUCAUUUUGAAAAGAGAAAAAGAGGUGAAUCGGAGUAAGGGGGAGGUGUGGGGGAUGAAAUUGUGGUGGUUUUUAAUACAUUAUUUUUAAUGACUGAUGGAGUAGUCGAUUUGAUAGUAGAAACGCCGCCAUUGCUGGAGUGGAAAAGCGGAAAGAAGAAGGGAAGAAAAGCAACCCCCUUGCACCCCACCCACUCGGUAUUCCCCUUUGGGAAGGCUAACGGUUUGAAAUAGUGUACGUGUGUGUGCAACAAGUUAGGGAAGAGAACUGACGCCAACUUGGAUGAAAUCGAAUCCGCAAUGUGACAUGGAUGUCCUAGCUAUAUUCUGCAUACUUAUUGCAACUGUCCUCUAUUAUAAUACCUUCUACGCUGGUUUCGUCUACGAUGACAGACGAGCGAUUCUAACGAAUCCCGAUCUACUCCCAAAUUCCCCAUGGUUUCCACUGUUGGAGAAUGAUUUUUGGGGCACACCAUUACGUGACAGCGAGUCACACGGGAGUUAUCGGCCCCUCUGUGUUGCCACCUUUAGACUCAAUCAUCUUCUUGGUGGUCUCAAUCCUAGGGGAUAUCAUCUCGUCAACAUUGGCCUACAUGCAGGUUGCACUGGUCUCGUCGUCAGGGUCGCCAGGACCGUAAUACCAGGACGAUGGUUAUCGCACGCGAUCACGGGUCUGUUGUUCGCCGUUCAUCCAAUUCACAGUGAAGCUGUUGCUGGUAUAGUUGGACGUGCUGAUUUACUCGCCUGUUUCCUAACUCUCGCCUGUUUUCUCACUUACGUUGCACACUGCGAUCAAACUCGUUCACCACUGAUGCUCUUCAUAGCCCUAACGUCAUCACUGCUGGCUGCACUCGCCAAGGAAACUGGAAUAUCCUCACUAGCUCUGUGUUUACUUUGGGAAUAUAGUCAUGGAGAGUCAAAUACGCAAAAGGAACGCGAGAGAACGUGGCCACGCAACCGUAGCGUGGGAAUUCUGUGGAGUGGUCUCUUCCUAACGAUCCUGGGAAGAAUAAAAAUAGGUAACGCAACAACACCGGAGUUCGCCAGUGCGGACAAUCCAACAGCUCGUCAUCCCUCACGUCUCACCCGAACCCUGACGUUCCUUUAUCUACCAGCAGCAAGCCUCCGGAUGUUCCUGUGCCCAAGUACCCUGAGCUUUGACUGGUCAAUGGACACAAUACCAAGAAUAAUAUCACUGACGGAUCCCCGUAACCUCGAGUCAUUCUGCCUUUACGUUGUUCUGGUAACAGCUGGACUCUGGGCUGUGCAGCAAUCGAGAAUUGAAAUUUACGUGAGAAAUCGCACAAUGGAGAAGACGGGAUCCCUCGUCAGGGCUUCAUCCAAGUGCUCUGUGUGUGAUAAUCGGAAAAUUGGCGGCUGUCACACCGAGGGCUGCCGAGUUGCCAACAAUAAUAAUAAUAGUGACAGCAUUGACUGCUGCUGCUCACUGAAACCAAGUCCCACAUACUCAGAACCUACCACUAGAUUUGGCAGGACUAAGUCCGUUACUAUUGUCAUUAUAUCCUUGGGAUUUCUCGCGUUGCCAUUCAUACCUGCCAGUAAUCUGUUCUUCUAUGUUGGAUUUGUCAUCGCUGAGAGAAUUCUUUAUCUACCGAGUGUUGGGGCAUGUCUGUCCAUCGGGGCUAGUGUUGCUGAGACGUACAGGAUUGUCAAACAUGGAUCGAAAACUUGUGGCAGGCUCAUACUCGGGGUUACCAUGGUUCUCCUAUUCUUCAUGGCUGCCAAAACUCUCAGGAGGAAUAUGGAUUGGCAUGAUGAGGAGAGCCUCUAUCGAUCUGCUCUUCAUGUUAAUCCACCAAAGGCGUACGGGAAUCUCGGUGGUAUAUUGAGCAGCCAAGGGCGAUUCGCCGAAGCGGAAGAAGCAUUUAUCCAGGCCCUCCGUUAUCGACCUAAUAUGGCUGACGUACACUACAAUUUGGGAAUUCUGCAGCAGGCAAGGAGGAAUUAUGAUGAAGCUAUAUUGAGUUACCAACGAGCGAUUAAUUUUCGACCGUCUUUAAUUCAGGCUUACGUGAACCUCGGAGUGACCUUAAUAUCCGUUGGACGUAAAAUCGAAGCUGCCGACAUACUACGUACAGCAGCAUCAGUUAAUGGAGCUGGACUUAAAGACAAAAGAGUCCAUGAAGCAGCUAGAAUCCAGGCCCUUUUACGUUUGGGCUCAUUGUAUGCUGACGAUGGACAUCUUCACGAGGCACUGUCAUCAUACAGAGAGGCACUCCAGACAUUGCCGGAGUAUUACCCACCCCAGGCGGUAUAUAAUUUGUUAGGCGAGACAUUGUCAAAGAUGCAGCAGUAUGCCGAGGCUGAGAGAUGGUUUCGCGCUUGUCUCGUGAGAGAACCCAACUAUAUUCCAGCUCACAUUACUUAUGGAGAGUUACUCGCCCGUAAUUCAAGUCGUGUACUCGAGGCUGAACGAUGGUUCGUGAAAGCUACGAGGCUUGCCCCCGAUGACCCAAAUGUGCACUAUCGCUACGGAAUAUUUCUAUCAUCGCAAAAUCGUCUCGGGGAGGCAGCACGCGAGCAGCUGAAAGCAGCUGAGCUUGCCCGAUCAGAUUAUGAGCUGUCAGUGGCAGCGGCAUCCGCCCUUCGUCAUGCAGGUCGUCACGACGAAUCUGAGACUUGGUAUAAGCAUGCAGCAAGCUUGAAGCCCAACGAGGCAACGAGCCACACUAAUCUCGGUGCAAUUCUCCAUGUCAAUGGAAAAUAUCGUCAAGCAGCAGCUGCAUAUCGUAAAGCCCUACGUCUACAGCCAAAUGAUCCAACGACAAUGACAAAUCUCUACAAAUUAAUGGCGCUUAUAACGUGACCCUCGGCGGGGGAUCCCCUGUCCCCCUUCAUAAAACCUCAUAUUUCGGAAGGGAGGCAAUACGCUAUUGAUCCGAUUUAUUUGAUAUCACCAAAAUUUAAUCGCAACUUCUCUUCCUGGUAUUCAUUUGACAAAUUGUUCGCCUAUUCAAUAAUAAUCAUCGUGCGUAAAAUCAUGAAUCAAUGGCGUUCAACUCAUUCAUACUGCCUGCUAUGAUACAUGUAAAAGAAUAAAGCUUAGUUUAUUUUUCUCUAUGAUCAUGUGUACUUGUUUCAUGAAUUAUUCAUUGUCGUAAUGGGUGAUUUAUCAUUGGUGUGGUGUUCAAGAAUUUUUUUGUCAUUUUGUAUGAGUUGAUUGGGAGGGGAGAGAAGAGAGUUGUCGUGGUGACGCAAUUCUCGGGUUAUUAUUUUUUUAAUUAUGAAUUUUCAAUGCUUAAUUAUUGCAGCGGAAAGAAAACACUGUGCUUUCUGUUGUUGUUUGCAAUAACAAGUGUUUAUUCUUUCUUUUCUCACAUUUCUUCAUUUCUCGUUAUAAAACUGUCGUAAAUUGUGGUGAAUACUGAAACAUUGAAACUCUUUAUUCAUUGUUUUUUUGUUAAAAUAAUUAUUCUUUUGUCAUUUUUUGGUGGGUUUAGUCGGUGGUUUUGGGUUAUGAUUAAUGUUACUAUCAAAAUAGUCGGCUAAUAGACGAUAAAUUAUUAAAAAAAUAGUGGCUGUUAGACAAUC